AGUAUAUAUAUUAGUCUAUGCAGCAAUCUCUCUAGAUCAGCUCCUAUGAUAUAUGAUCUUUCAGGCACACAUAUUGCAGAGGGCAUCCAAACAUGUACCGUUUCUACAGAACCAAAAGAUACAUUUUUGCAAGUAGCUACAGCAUCAAUCAUGAAUCCAUAUCUGAACUGAACCUGCAAGGAGGCUGCUGGCCAAUUCCUCCUCUAUUUAUACACACCCAUCUGCUCACCACUCGCAGGCCUCCACUUGCAUCCUCUCUCUCUCUCUCUCUCUCUCUCUCUGAUUCAAUUGUAGAUAGAGAGAGGAAAAAGAAGAGAGAGAGUGGUGAAAGCAGGAAAGCAAUGGCAGUGUCUGAUGAGAAGAAGAAGGAGAUGCAAGACCCAAGAACACAGGGCAUAGCAUCCACCAUUAGAGUUGUGCCCAACUUCCCUAAGCCAGGAAUAAUGUUCCAAGACAUCACGACCCUACUAGUAAACCCCAAGGUGUUCAAGGACACCAUCGACUUGUUCGUUGAACGGUACACUGGCAAAGGCAUCUCCGCUGUCGCUGGCGUUGAAGCUAGAGGAUUUAUUUUUGGUCCUCCCAUCGCGCUCGCUAUCGGUGCAAAAUUUAUCCCUCUAAGAAAACCCAACAAACUUCCAGGUGAGGUGAUGUCAGAGGAGUACGUGCUGGAGUACGGCGCCGACUGCCUGCAGAUGCACGUCGGCGCGGUGCAGCCCGGCGAGCGCGCGCUCGUCGUCGACGACCUCGUCGCCACCGGCGGCACGCUCUGCGCCGCCAUCGCCUUGUUAGAGCGUGCUGGUGCAGAAGUGGUGGAAUGUGCAUGUGUGAUUGAGCUCCCAGAACUGAAGGGUCGCGAGAGGCUCAAGGGGAAGCCGCUGUACAUACUGGUGGAGUCUCACUCCUAGCUUAAUUAGCUACUGCCACUCUAGCUGCAGAUUUUGAUCUUCUUCUUCAGUUCUUCUUCUUGGGUGUAUGUGUAGUUUUUGUGUCUCUGAUUAAUAAAUGUUCAGCACUUCUGUUUAUGGAAUUAAUGGGUCGACCUGCUGCUAAUCUUUUCUUCAGUUGAUCUGUUUCUCUUUCGGUCGCUUUAAUUAGGUUAGGUGUGUGUGGUUUGCUUCCGUUUUGUGUCACCUGGAAUUUCUUUCUGGUGUAUCCCUUGAAGCUGCACCACAAAUUGCUCUAUGACACGGAGUAGGUCAGCUCAGUUUUGGAGACUGGAGUUACGAAAAAUAAAUUUUCUCACAUCCUUUCCCCCAUGUAAACAGGGUAUCUUUUAGGUCAGAAGU
Molecule: messenger RNA, 1289 nt
Organism: Oryza brachyantha (malo sina)
Lineage: Eukaryota; Viridiplantae; Streptophyta; Magnoliopsida; Poales; Poaceae
Product: adenine phosphoribosyltransferase 3-like
Exons: 6
Coding region: 93-908 (271 amino acids)
Biological process (GO): adenine salvage
Cellular component (GO): cytosol; cytoplasm
Molecular function (GO): adenine phosphoribosyltransferase activity
Source: RefSeq, a predicted model, not a curated record